This is a messenger RNA of Trichoderma gamsii, 786 nucleotides long. RefSeq lists its product as hypothetical. Bases 1 to 786 code for a protein of 261 amino acids. Lineage: Eukaryota; Fungi; Ascomycota; Sordariomycetes; Hypocreales; Hypocreaceae. Gene Ontology annotation, cellular component: proteasome core complex. The transcript is spliced from 3 exons. The record is from RefSeq and is a predicted model, not a curated record.
AUGGAUCACCGUCCGCAAGCAUGGGGUCGGCCUAGAGACGACGUCUACGGCGCCUACGACCACUCCUACAUGCAGGAGAACGGGCCCAAGCAAAACACCCAGCAGCCCAUCGUCACUGGUACCUCAGUAAUAGGAAUCAAGUUUAAGGACGGCGUCGUCAUCGCCGCCGAUAACCUGGCUUCAUACGGUUCCCUCGCUCGCUUCACCGACGUCAAGCGUCUCCGCCCCUUCGCCGACUCAUCCAUCCUCGGCUUCAGCGGCGACAUCUCCGACAUGCAGUACCUCGACCGCCACCUCACCGAGCUCUCCCUCUCCGAGGCCUACGAGUCCCCCGACAAGCCUCGCCUCAACGCCGCCAACCUCCACCGAUACCUCUCCAAGCUCCUCUACAACCGCCGCUCCAAGUUCGACCCGCUCUGGAACCACCUCCUCGUCGGCGGCCUCGACGACAACGGCGAGCCCUUCCUCGCCGCCGCCGACCUCCUCGGCAGCACCUACUCCGCCCCUUCCCUCGCCACGGGCUUCGGCGCCAUGCUGGCCCAGCCCAUCAUGAGACGCUACGUCCCCGACGAAGAGGCGGCCAAGAAGCUCUCCCGCGAGGAGGCCGUCGAUAUCGUCAAGGAGGCCAUGAAGGUGCUCUUCUACCGUGACGCUCGAAGUCUGGAUACCUACUCAUUAGCCGUUGUAACCAAGGAUGGCGUCGAACUGAAGGAGGACGAAAAGCUGGAGAACCAAAGCUGGGCAUUUGCAGACAGGAUCAAGGGUUACGGCACUCAGACAGUCUAG